Molecule: messenger RNA, 3411 nt
Organism: Leptonychotes weddellii (Weddell seal)
Lineage: Eukaryota; Metazoa; Chordata; Mammalia; Carnivora; Phocidae
Source: RefSeq, a predicted model, not a curated record
GAGCCAUAAUUUUUGGUUUAUGACGGAACCGCACAAACGCACCUUCUAUCCGUGUAGACUGCCUCUUUUGACAAUCCUUCAUAUACAGAGUGUGUUUGACUUGGAAUCUUCCCUUUUUUACUCCACUCAAUUGACUUAGCAGGGUUUCAAGAGCAGCGUUCGUAAAUUUUCAGAAUGGAGAUCUCCUCUCACCAGUCCCACCUCCUGCAGCAACUGAAUGAGCAGCGCAGGCAAGAUGUCUUUUGUGAUUGUAGCAUUCUGGUUGAAGGGAAGGUCUUCAAAGCGCAUCGAAACGUAUUAUUUGCUAGCAGCGGCUACUUCAAAAUGCUCCUUUCUCAGAAUUCAAAGGAGACAAGUCAGCCAACCACAGCUACAUUUCAGGCCUUCUCCCCUGACACUUUUACAGUUAUCCUGGACUUCGUCUAUUCCGGCAAACUCUCUCUCACUGGUCAGAACGUCAUAGAAGUGAUGUCAGCCGCUAGCUUCCUUCAGAUGACUGAUGUCAUUAGUGUAUGUAAGACCUUUAUUAAAUCUUCACUAGACAUUAGUGAGAAAGAAAAAGAUCGCUAUUUCAGUCUCUCCGAUAAAGAUGCCAAUUCUAAUGGUAUAGAACGUUCCUCCUUUUAUAGCAGUGGCUGGCAAGAAGAAAGCAGUUCUCCGCAUUCUCAUCUAAGCUCAGAUCAAGGAACAGGUAUAAUAAGUGGAAAAUCUUGGAGUAAGUAUAAUUACCAUCCAGCCUCCCAACGGAAUACUCAACAGCCUUUGACCAAGCAUGAACAAAGGAAAGAUUCCAUUAAAAAGUCCAAACAUUUGAGGUUGUCACAGCCUUCUGAAGUUGCCCCUUACAAGUCAAGCAAACGAGAAGCACGAACAUCAGAUUCUUCCAGCCACAUUUCCCAAUCUGAAGAACAAGCACAAAUUGAUGCUGACAUGGACUCUACUCCUGCUGGCUAUCCGUAUGGUCCAGGAUCUGAUGUCACAUCCAGAAGCUUUCCAGAUGAUCUGCCCCGGAUGCGGUUCAAGUGCCCAUACUGCACACACGUGGUGAAGCGGAAGGCGGACCUGAAGCGUCACCUUCGCUGCCACACGGGAGAAAGGCCCUAUCCCUGUCAAGCCUGUGGGAAAAGAUUUAGCAGGCUGGACCACCUCAGUAGCCAUUUCCGAACAAUUCACCAGGCAUGCAAAUUAAUCUGCAGAAAAUGCAAACGCCACGUGACUGAUCUAACAGGGCAAGUGGUCCAGGAAGGAACCAGGCGCUACAGACUCUGUAAUGAGUGCCUCGCUGAAGUGGGCAUAGACAGCCUCCCCAUUGAUUUGGAAGCUGAACAGCAUCUUAUGUCCCCAUCAGAUGGAGAUAAGGAUUCCAGAUGGCACUUGAGUGAAGAUGAGAAUAGAUCAUACGUGGAGAUUGUAGAGGAUGGGUCUGCUGAUCUGGUCAUACAACAGGUUGAUGAUAGUGAAGAAGAAGAAGAGAAGGAGAUAAAGCCCAACAUUAGCAUCAAGCUCUCGCCACAAAACCGCCAUCAAGUUCGUCAAACUAGACAGUGUAUCUGUUCUACCAUUUUAGUAUCAUAAAAGAAGAACAUCUGUGACGUUUGUAAGUUGUAAAUAAUAACUCCAGUUAUCAUAUCAUAUGUAUCUAAGACCAGAGACCGAUUCUUUCCUAGAGUGAGACUGUCAAAUCAAUGGUUUCUGAGAAAACAAAGUUCUUUGGCUUUUAAAUGUGGGAAAAUGUUAUAUAGGGGUAUAAUCUGUUAAUAUAAGCUUUAUUUAUGCCAAGGAUUUUUUUUUUUUAAUAUUAGCAAAACAGUGGGAGUUGGUUAGAACAAAGUUUGCUCUUACAGUAAUGCUGUUGAUCAGCUUCUGAACGCCCUUCUAACUCUGGUCCUCAAGAGUGUGUGGUGAUGGGAAGAAGUUUUGCAAAAUAAAGCAACAUUGCAGUCAUGCCUAGUGGCUGGAGGAAGCAAAAUGGACUGGAUCAGUGGUUUAAGAGAUUUUUUUUUUUUUUUCACCCAAGAAGCCCUUUCUUCAAACCCUUUCAUAGAGAAUCUCACCAUUUAAGGGAGAAACUCUAAAAUCAGAGCUGCUCUUGUUAUAGCCUCCUACUAGCUUUCACCAGACACCUCUGCAGAACUCGGGAGGGCAGCACUGAAAACCUUGGAACAGGAGAGCUUUUUGAAUUCCCUUUGAGCAUUGGGGUCUCACUUCAUUACCUCUAUUACUCACUGUGCUUACAAGCUGGUAAUCAGAGGGUCUUCUAGAGCAGCAGAUCACAUCCUUAGUCUAUAGAAUGUUCCAUCUAUAGUUAUCAUGUCUCAAGACUUCUGAAAAACAUUUUUCAACAGUGUAUUUUUGAGUAAUAGAAUCAAAACAAACAUAGUAACUGCUCUUAUGCUAUGAAAUUACUGCUUAAUGGAUGAAGAAAGUUUGGUGUGUCAAUUACUUAAGAGCUCAGAACUGAAUUCAUUAUUUUGCAGUCAUGUUAAGAUACAUUGAAAUUUCCACUCAUAUUGGAUAUAUAUGUGUGUGUGUGUAUAUAUAUAUAUAUCCUAAAUUAAUUAAUACUGUGGAAAUUUAAUACUAUGGAAAAUCACUAAAAGCAAUAUAGUGUAAGAUGUAUUUAACUGGGAGGGGUGAUGAUAGGUACUGGAGGACCAAACUUUAGAUUAUAAAUGUUAUUUUAUAUUAGAGUGGAUCAGUAUUACUAUUUAUCAUUUAUAUAGCAUUUUAUAUUUGCAAAGUAUUUAAUAAUUUUUAUGUUAUUCUUUACAUAUCUAUGAAAUAGGACAGUUAUCUCACAUGAAAGGUAAAGAAAUUGAGGCACAGAACAGUAAAGCAACCUCCCUAAGGCAACCCCCUGAAACAAUGGCAAAAACAGGAAUUAGAAUGAUCAGAUUUUCUGAACCCUAGAAUAUCAGCUUAAUUCACUGAGGUGUGUUGUGUAUUACCCUAUUUUAUAAGAUGCCUUUAUACAAAUAAUAGUCAGUUGUCUUAAAGUUGACGUCAUUGUAUGUGGAUAAAUCCUAUACAGAAUAAAUAUUAUGUAAAGGAUGUGACUUUAGUUAUAAGAGUUUUAAUGGUAAAAUUCAGGUUAUCACAGAAACAGCACUAUUUAGCCAGUGGCUUUAUAUAUUGUGAAGUAUAAUUGAUGUUUUAUUUUGAUAUAGGAGUUUCUUAACUAUUCAUGCUAAUGGAGCCAUGAAUAGACCAGAAAAAUGAAAUCCACAGAGGACCUAUAAACUUCAUCUUCGAACAUGUUGGUCUUUUCCCUACAGAAUUUGUAUUCAAUGCCAACAAUAGGUCAAAUAUGUUAAUAAACAAUAAGCCAUACACCAGAGAAGCCAAGGGCCUCUUAACUUUUCAAGGCUUUUAUGUACUGAAAUAGCAUGAUAAACAACUUUCUCCAUCUUU